GCCGCGGGCGGCGCGGGCCCGGAGGAGUACAGCAUCCCGCCGCCGGUCUCACAGGGUAAAUGGAAAAACAAGGAGAGAGUGCUUAUUUUCUCCUCUCGUGGAAUUAAUUUCAGAACAAGGCACCUAAUGCAAGACUUAAGAACACUGAUGCCUCACUCUAAAGCAGAUACUAAAAUGGACCGUAAAGACCAGUUGUUUGUAAUUAAUGAGGUGUGUGAAAUGAAAAACUGCAAUAAAUGCAUCUUUUUUGAAGCCAAAAAGAAACAGGAUCUCUAUAUGUGGCUUUCAAAUAUACCACAGGGACCAUCAGCUAAAUUCUUAGUGCAGAACGUUCACACGCUGGCUGAAUUGAAGAUGACGGGAAACUGCCUGAGGGGCUCACGGCCCCUUUUGUCUUUUGAUCCAAUAUUUGACAAGGAGCCACACUACGCCCUGCUAAAAGAAUUGUUUAUUCAGAUAUUUAGUACACCACAGUAUCACCCCAAAAGCCAGCCUUUUGUAGAUCAUGUUUUCACCUUCACCAUUACAGAUGAGAGGAUCUGGUUUCGGAAUUACCAGAUAAUAGAAGAAGAUGCGUCUCUUGUAGAAAUUGGGCCUCGUUUUGUCCUGAACCUCAUAAAAAUCUUCCAGGGCAGCUUUGGAGGACCAACACUGUAUGAAAAUCCCCAUUACCAGUCCCCAAAUAUGCAUCGACGGAUGAUAAGAUUGUCUGUGGCGGCUAAGCUUAGAGAGAAACAGCAAGUGAAGGAAGUACAAAAGACUAAGAAAAAAGGGACUAAAGUGCUUAUUGGUGAAGAUCCCACUGAAGUGGUCUUUGAAACUCCAGCUGAAGAAAAGCCAGUGGAAAUACAGCUUGUGAAACCAGAAUCAAAGCCAAUUGUUAAAGAUAAAAAGAAGCUGCGCAAAAUUCAGAGGAAGAAGCAAAAAAAACUUUUCAGAACUGAAGCAUCAGCAUAAAUGUUACAAAUGAUGAAACUAGCUAUAUUGACAUAAUACUGAAAAGAUUUGUUUUUACAGGCAAAACUAAUUGUAUUUCAGUUUUAAAUAAAGAAGAUAACAAUUUCUUUAUUAAAAUUGAGUUUGCACUCUUA
Apaloderma vittatum (bar-tailed trogon) is the source of this 1091-nucleotide messenger RNA. RefSeq names its product BRX1, biogenesis of ribosomes, homolog (S. cerevisiae) (gene BRIX1). Gene Ontology annotation, molecular function: rRNA binding. The record is from RefSeq and is a predicted model, not a curated record. Gene Ontology annotation, biological process: rRNA processing; ribosomal large subunit assembly. The annotation marks the transcript as partial. NCBI's taxonomy places the organism in Eukaryota, Metazoa, Chordata, Aves, Trogoniformes, Trogonidae. Gene Ontology annotation, cellular component: nucleolus. The transcript has 10 exons.